Messenger RNA from Budorcas taxicolor (takin), 2428 nucleotides. RefSeq names its product exocyst complex component 5 (gene EXOC5). The record is from RefSeq and is a predicted model, not a curated record. Gene Ontology annotation, cellular component: cytoplasm; exocyst. Bases 1 to 2325 code for a protein of 774 amino acids. Lineage: Eukaryota; Metazoa; Chordata; Mammalia; Artiodactyla; Bovidae. The transcript is spliced from 18 exons. Gene Ontology annotation, biological process: Golgi to plasma membrane transport; exocytosis.
AUGCGAGGGGCUGCCCCUGGAAAGAAGACUGCUGGGCUGCAGCAGAAAAAUGUUGAAGUGAAGACAAAAAACAACAAACAGAAGACACCUGGAAAUGGAGAUGGUGGCAGCACCAGUGAGGCACCUCAGCCUCCUCGCAAGAAAAGGGCUCAAAUAGAUCCUACUGUUGAAAAUGAAGAAACUUCCCGUUACCCCACCCUAAUAUUGUCCUCUUCCCUACCAUUGGAGCCUUUUGUGGCAGAUGAGUAUAUUGAACGUCUUGUGUGGAGAACCCCUGGAGGAGGCUCUAGAGGGGGACCUGAAGCUUUUGAUCCUAAAAGAUUAUUAGAAGAAUUUGUAAAUCAUAUUCAGGAGCUCCAGAUAAUGGAUGAAAGGAUUCAAAGGAAAGUAGAGAAACUAGAGCAACAGUGUCAGAAAGAAGCUAAGGAAUUUGCCAGGAAGGUACAAGAACUCCAGAAAAGCAAUCAGGUUGCCUUCCAACAUUUCCAAGAACUAGAUGAGCACAUCAGCUAUGUAGCAACCAAAGUCUGUCACCUUGGAGACCAGUUGGAGGGGGUAAACACACCCAGACAACGGGCAGUAGAGGCUCAGAAGUUGAUGAAAUACUUCAAUGAGUUUCUAGAUGGAGAACUGAAAUCUGAUGUUUUUACAAAUUCUGAAAAGAUAAAGGAGGCAGCAGACAUCAUUCAGAAGUUGCACCUAAUCGCCCAAGAGUUACCUUUUGAUAGAUUUUCAGAAGUUAAAUCUAAAAUUGCAAGUAAAUACCAUGAUUUAGAAUGCCAGUUGAUUCAGGAGUUUACUGGUGCUCAAAGAAGAGGUGAAAUCUCCAGAAUGAGAGAAGUAGCAGCUGUUUUACUUCAUUUUAAGGGUUAUUCUCAUUGUGUUGAUGUUUAUAUAAAGCAGUGCCAGGAGGGUGCUUACUUGAGAAACGAUAUAUUUGAAGAUGCAGCAAUACUCUGUCAACGGGUAAACAAACAAGUUGGAGAUAUCUUUAGUAAUCCAGAAACAGUACUGGCUAAACUUAUUCAAAAUGUAUUUGAAAUCAAACUACAGAGCUUUGUGAAAGACCAGUUACAAGAAUGUUGGAAGUCUGAUGCAGAGCAGUAUCUCAAAAGUCUCUAUGAUUUAUACACAAGAACCACAAAUCUUUCCAGCAAGUUGAUGGAGUUUAACUUAGGUACUGAUAAACAGACUUUCUUGUCUAAGCUUAUCAAGUCCAUUUUCAUUUCCUAUUUGGAGAGCUACAUUGAAAUAGAGACUGGCUAUUUGAAAAGCAGAAGUGCUAUGAUCCUACAGCGCUAUUAUGACUCAAAAAACCAUCAAAAGAGAUCCAUUGGCACAGGAGGUAUUCAAGAUCUGAAAGAGAGAAUUAGACAACGUACCAACUUACCUCUGGGGCCAAGUAUCGAUACUCAUGGAGAGACUUUCCUGUCCCAGGAAGUGGUGGUUAAUCUUUUGCAAGAAACCAAACAAGCCUUUGAAAGAUGUCAUAGGCUCUCUGAUCCUUCUGAUUUACCAAGGAAUGCCUUUAGAAUUUUUACCAUUCUUGUGGAAUUUUUAUGUAUUGAACAUAUUGAUUAUGCCUUGGAAACAGGACUUGCUGGAAUUCCUUCUUCAGAUUCUAAGAAUGCAAAUCUCUAUUUUUUGGAUGUUGUGCACCAGGCCAAUACUAUUUUUCAUCUUUUUGACAAGCAGUUUAAUGAUCACCUUAUGCCACUAAUAAGCUCCUCUCCUAAAUUAUCAGAAUGCCUUCAGAAAAAAAAAGAAAUAAUUGAACAGAUGGAGAUGAAAUUGGAUACCGGCAUUGAUAGGACAUUAAAUUGUAUGGUUGGACAAAUGAAGCAUAUCUUGGCUGCAGAACAAAAGAAAACAGAUUUUAAGCCAGAAGAUGAAAACAAUGUUUUGAUUCAGUAUACUAAUGCCUGUGUUAAAGUCUGUGCUUACGUAAGAAAACAAGUGGAGAAGAUUAAAAAUUCCAUGGAUGGGAAGAAUGUGGAUACAGUUUUGAUGGAACUCGGAGUACGUUUUCAUCGACUUAUUUAUGAGCAUCUUCAACAAUAUUCCUAUAGCUGUAUGGGUGGCAUGUUAGCAAUUUGUGACGUAGCUGAGUAUAGGAGGUGUGCCAAAGACUUCAAGAUUCCUCUGGUAUUACAGCUUUUUGAUACUCUGCAUGCACUUUGCAAUCUUCUGGUAGUAAACCCAGAUAAUUUAAAGCAAGUCUGCUCAGGAGAACAACUUGCUAAUCUGGACAAGAACAUUCUUCACUCCUUCGUACAACUUCGUGCUGACUAUAGAUCUGCCCGCCUUGCUCGACAUUUUAGCUGAGGUUGAAUUUACAAGGGAAAUGUGUUGUACUCCAGCAAGCCUUGGUUGAAAGAAAGCACAGAAGGUUUCUUAUGACACAGCCAACAUUUUAUUGAAAAAUGAC